Salmo salar (Atlantic salmon) is the source of this 7852-nucleotide messenger RNA. The record is from RefSeq and is a predicted model, not a curated record. NCBI's taxonomy places the organism in Eukaryota, Metazoa, Chordata, Actinopteri, Salmoniformes, Salmonidae.
GGGGUAAUCAUUCAAAGUGUGAACGGUACUUUAAAAAUUGCAGAUUCAUCCUGCGGGAAUUCAUUUUAUGACGAGGCGCUAUUUCUUUAGAAAAACUGUCAACGUGACUUUGGAGACAAGAGUUGUUCUUCCAGUAAUAACGACUCUGCCGCGCACUGGCCGUGGUCCAGACUGGCUGGCGAUGCGGAACUGAUCCGAGCGGUAUACUGCUAGAGGACAUGAAGACAGGAGGAGAGACGGAGAAGAGUAGAGCGAAAAAGAUGUACUGGUCCUUUAAGGAACAUUGAAAUCCAUCGGAGUGUCGUAUCAGCCCCUUGAGAGAAUCCAAUCAGUAGCGUUCCUCCUUCAGCUAGAUAGGGACAAUACCUCAGCGAUAAAAGACCCUGCUACGCAGUUCACUGUACGGGUAGAGACGACAACUUUAGACACACACAAGUCCAGACGCAUGGGGUAGGAUUAAUAACACAGCUAAUCAUGAGAGACAACUGGAUUCUAAUUAUCAUGCUGUUUCUGUUGUGUCCGCUGACAGGUUGGUCCAAUCCCGUCAUCUUCCCCAGCGGACCUCACCUGGUGGUUCCGAAAGGCGGGGCUCUGGAACUCCGCUGCCAUGACAACAACACCAACGCUCCAUCCACUGUUGUCCCAGGGGGGGUGAGGUGGCAGAGAGAGAGGGGCAGGCGGCUGGAGGGGGAGGUAGAGGAGGGAGGAGGGGUAGUGUUUGUUAGGGUGCAGUCUGCCCAGGGAUACCACAUGGGACGAUACGCCUGUAUCAACAACAACACCAAGGAGCAGUCCUCCAUCUACGUCUUUGUGAAAGACCCCCAGAGUCCGUUUCAGCGUUCUAUGGUGAACGGCAUUCUGGUCCGCGUCGGGGAGAACCUGACUUUACCAUGCCUGGUCACCGACCCUGAUGUGACCCUCGUGACCUUACAGACCUGUGACUUACAACCUUUACCCUCCGACCUCCAUUACCACUACGACCCCCAGCGCGGCGUCAUCAUCGGCAACGCCAGGAAGGAGUACGAGGGUUGCUAUGUAUGCUUGGGCGAGCUGGCAGGUGCCACCGUGAGGUCGAGCCAGUAUACUGUGGACGUACGGCUAGUCCCUGAACAGCCUCCAGUGAUCAGUCUGUCCCAGAGAGAGAGGGUGAUCCUGAGGAGAGGAGAGCAGUUUGAGAUCACCUGCAGCUCCUCCAACCUCAACCCUGACUUCAGCAUUAAGUGGGACUUCCCCGUUGGAGCGCGUGCCUUCCAGGCCCACACCUCCCACAUCCUGGCUGGUUCCCGUGGUUACCAACGCUCCGCCUCCCUCUGGAUCACCUCUGUCAACCAAUCAGAUGCCGGGACAUACCGAUGCCACGCCCACAACGAGAGGGGUGCCACCGCCGAUACCCUGCACCUGGAUGUCCGUGAGCGAGGCUUCAUCAGUAUGCUGGGUGACUCCCGGCCUAGCCAGUCUGCUGUCAGAGAAGGGGAGAGCCUAAGCCUCAGGGUAGAGUUGGAGUCCUACCCCAGACCUGGCACUCUGUCCUGGGCUUUCAACGGCAAGACCCUCCACAACACCACGGAGCACGUCAUCACUGUCCAACGACGCAGAUACAGGUACUUCAGUGAGCUGCGGUUGGUGAGGGUCCAUGGGUCAGAGGGCGGAAUUUACACCUUCCAAGCCAAUCAUGAGGAUGCCUCUGUCAAUCAAUCAUUCCCUGUCUAUGUGAACAGUAAGCCUGUCAUCAUUUCCCAGGAGGGACCAGUUGAUGGACAGGUGCGCUGCGUUGCCGCCGGUUACCCGGCCCCUAAAAUCACCUGGUUCUACUGUGAACUCCCCCACACACGGUGUUCCCACCUGACCAACGCCAGCCAAUGGGAGCAGCGGGAGGUUGCCACGGUAACGGUAUCAGACUCGGCCUUCGGCAGCAGCGAGGUGGAGAGCCGACUGAACGUCACGAAGGGAGACACACACACACACUACCACACGUUGGAGUGUGUAGCGACCGUGCAGGGCGAGCAGGCUUACACACUGUUCUCCAUCAGCGAGCGCACCGUGCCCCAUAAGCUCUUCACCCCCCUGCUGACUGGUGUGGUUGUUACAGCUGUAAUACUGAGUAUCAUACUGGUGGUUCUCCUCUACAAAUACCUUCAGAAGCCCAAGUUCCAGAUCCAGUGGAAGGUGAUUGACAGUAUCCACGGCAACAACUACAUCUACAUCGACCCCACCCAGCUGCCCUACGACCCCAAGUGGGAAUUUCCCCGGCAGAAACUACGCUUUGGUAAGACCCUGGGUUCAGGGGCCUUUGGUAAGGUGGUGAGAGCUACAGCCUAUGGACUCUGUUCUGCUGACUCCGUCAUGACCGUUGCUGUCAAGAUGCUCAAACCGAGCGCCCACUCCACCGAGAAGGAGGCUCUGAUGUCGGAGUUGAAGGUUCUCAGUUACCUAGGCAACCACGUCAACAUUGUCAACCUGCUGGGAGCUUGCACUGUGGGAGGGCCGACGCUGGUGAUCACAGAGUACUGUUGCUAUGGAGAUCUGCUCAACUUCCUGCGUAGGAAGAGAGAGACGUUCUUCAGCGCCCAGGCUGCUGAUGGGUACUACCGCAACAUCAACAACCCCCCAGAACCACAGAGAGAUGGGAACGGUAGCAGUUACAUGCCUAUGCGCCCGUCUGAGACAGACAGAACGUCCUCCCAGUCAGAUGAUAAGGGAUGUCUGAGUAUAGAUGAGUUGUCUGUGGACACAGAGGAUCUACUGAGCUUCUCCUACCAGGUGGCUAAGGGCAUGGAGUACAUCACCUCUAAGAAUUGUAUCCACAGAGACCUAGCAGCCAGGAACAUUCUGCUGACUCAGGGGAGAGUAGCCAAGAUCUGUGACUUCGGACUGGCCCGAGACAUCACCACAGACUCUAACUACGUCCUCAGAGGCAAUGCCCGUCUCCCAGUGAAGUGGAUGUCUCCAGAGAGUAUCUUUGACGGUGUUUACACCUUGGAGAGUGAUGUCUGGUCAUACGGUAUCCUGCUCUGGGAAAUAUUCUCUUUAGGCAGCAGUCCGUACCCUGGUAUGCAGGUGGGUUCAGCGUUCUACAGGAUGAUCCAGGAAGGACACAGAAUGAACAGACCUGAGGUGGCUCCCAGAGAAAUUUAUGACAUGAUGUUGUCUUGUUGGAGUGAGGACCCUCUGAAGAGACCUUCCUUUAGGAAACUAGUAGAGAGGACUGAACUUCUACUGUCAGAAGACACCAAGAAUGUGUACCUGAACCUGAGCUAUGGAGCUGUCCUUCCAGACCAGCAGAGGGCAGCGUCUCAUAGACUGAGCUCAGUGAGCAGCACUACGGCCUCGACACAACCACUACUGCUGAAUACUGCUGAUGUGUUUCUGGACUACGACACUGUCUGAAUACUGUACACACACACACUACACUACACUACACUACACUACACUACACACACACUACAUACACUACACACUGUGUAUUGGACUCCAUCUCUCUGUAUUGAUCAGUCUGUGAUGUAUGUCAUGUUGUAUUUAACCUUUAUUUAACCUUUUAUUUAACCUUUAUUUAACCUUUUAUUUAACUAGGCAAGUCAGUUAAGAACAAAUUCUUAUUUACAAUGAUGGAUGGCCUACCCUGGAUGACGCUGGGCCAAUUGUGCGCCAUCAUAUGGGACUCUCGAUCACGGCCGGUUGUGAUACAGCCCGGGAUUGAAUCAGGGUCUGUAGUGACGCCUCUAGCACUGAGACGCAGUGCCUUCGACCGCUGCGCCACUCGGGAGCAUGUAGCAUGUAGCAUGUAGCAUGUCGUCCAUAGGUUUUAGUGCUAUGGUCAGUAACCAGCCUGAGACUCCAUUUCUCUCCAUUAUUUAAAAAUUGUUAUUUAGCCUUUAUGUUGACAGGGAGUCCGUGCUGAGACCAAUGUCUCUUUUCCAGAUGAACCCUGUAUAGCACACCACAAUACAAUAAACACAUUAACCUACACAUUCAUAUACACAAUGCACAUUAUUACACACAGCAAUACACAAAUAGACAAAUAGCAAAACGCAAUCAUAAAAACAGACCCAUUCUUCAUUAAAAAGGUCUCCUAACAACUGUCUGAAAUGCCCUAGAGGCACCAAUUCCUCCAUUUUUAAAGUGUAUUAUAAAUCAUUCCGUAUGUAAGUUGAAAGCAAAUUAAAGGCUGAUUUACCGAAGUCUCUAGACACCAAAGAGAGUCUCCAGAGUGAACGAGUUUGAUAAGUUGACAUUUUAAAUCUUAACAGGGAUGCUCGGUAAGUAAAAACAAAGUCAUGGAUGUGAUGUACGUGACUUUAAAAGAGGUCAAAUCAGUGAAAUGCUUACUUACAGGCUCUAACCAAUAGUGCGAAAAAAAGGUGUGUGUGUGUGUGUGUGUGUGUGUGUGUGUGUGUGUGUGUGUGUGUGUGUGUGUGUGUGUGUGUGUGUGUGUGUGUGUGUAAGUAAAGAAAUAAAACAACAGUAAAAAGACAUUUGAAAAUAAAAGUAGCGAGGCUACCUCAAUCAGUCAGGCUGAUUGAGGUAGUAUGUAGAUAUGGUUAAAGUGACUAUGCAUAUAUGAUGAACAGAGAGUAGCAGUAGCGUAAAAGACACCCAGGGCUUUAAGACUAGAGGGAGCUGUGGAAAGAACGACACCCAGGGGUUUAAGACUAGAGGGAGCUGUGGAAAGAACGACACCCAGGGGUUUAAGACUAGAGGGAGCUGUGGAAAGAACGACACCCAGGGCUUUAAGACUAGAGGGAGCUGUGGAAAGAACGACACCCAGGGGUUUAAGACUAGAGGGAGCUGUGGAAAGAACGACACCCAGGGGUUUAAGACUAGAGGGAGCUGUGGAAAGAACGACACCCAGGGGUUUAAGACUAGAGGGAGCUGCACUUUGAGAAAUAGUAUCACCAUAACAACAGGUAGAAAGGUUGAUAAAUAGUAUCACCAUAACAACAGGUAGAAAGGUUGAUAAAUAGUAUCACCAUAACAACAGGUAGAAAAGGUUGAUAAAUAGUAUCACCAUAACAACAGGUAGAAAAGGUUGACUACACAAUCUGCUUCCUGCUGACGAGAGAGAGAGAGACAACAUCUGUUUCUGUAAAAAGAGCCUCUUUAAAUUUUAGUUUCUUAACAAGCUCAGUCGUACGUUUAAAAAGAUAAAUCAUUGUCAAUCCAAAAGAGUAUUUGUAUACAAGGCCUCGUUCGAUUAUAGAACCAUCCGAUCGAGUGAAGAUGUAAUCCAUCUGAGACAAUCUUGCGAGAACUUGAAAACAACAACUAUUUCAUUUUGCCUGUACUAAGCAUGAGUUUUAAAGUCAUUAAGGGCUUCCUGAACGACUGCAAAAUCGUCCUGUAGCUUUGUCACAGCCAGGGCAGCAGUCGGGGGAAUUGAGUACAUAAUAGUAUCGUCUGCAUAUAGAGGAAAUGUAAAAAUGUUAACAGAUUGACCAAUAGCAUUUAUAUACAUAGAACAGGUGCUAGUAUCGACCCCUGCGGAACACCUCACGAUGGCCUGAGUUCUGUCACUAAGAAACCAUUAACAGGUGUCAGAGCUCAGGCCUUAUCGAGGACAACUUAUUCAAUUUAAAUUUGCAUGAUCAACAUUAUCAAAGUCCACAAACAAAGCAGCACAUUUUCAUUUUAGUGUUUUAAAGCAUUAACAACGAUCGUUAACAACUGAAGUGGUUGCUGUAAUAGUGCUAUGCCCCAGGCCUAAACCCUGAUUGGAUGUCCAGGCCUAAACCCUGAUUGGAUGUCCAGGCCUAAACCCUGAUUGGAUGUCCAGGCCUAAACCCUGAUUGGAUGUCCAGGCCUAAACCCUGAUUGGAUGUCCAGGCCUAAACCCUGAUUGGAUGUCCAGGCCUAAACCCUGAUUGGAUGUCCAAGCCUAAACCCUGAUUGGAUGUCCAGGCCUAAACCCUGAUUGAUUUACAUUCAUAAAAAAUAGCAAAGUUGUACAUUUACCAAGGAUUUUAGAAUUUUAGCUAGACCAGGAAGCCUUGAAAUGGGGGCGAUAAUGAUUAAGAUCCCUGCUGUCCCCGUCCUUAUGGAGUGGCAGAACAAGAUCUGAUUUCCAUACUUAUGGAAUAUUUCCUGAUGACAAUGUUAAAUAUAAAAAUGUAGGUUAUUGAGCCGACAAUGAUGGGCGCUGCACACUUAAGCAGACCGGGAUCCAAUUGGUCGGCCCCCUGUGGAUUUCUUGUUGUCUAUCAAAGCAUCCAGUACUUAUUUUUCUGUAAAUAGCCUAAAAGAAAAGCUUUGACUAUCAUUUCUCUGAUCAUUCAGAAAGUUUCCCCCUAUCAGCAUCCAGCCCCAAUAUCAUUGUGAAUAGGCUUAGAAGUUCAAAGAGAUCGCCCGCUGAAAAUAAAAUGGUGAUUUAAUGCAAUAUUAGAGCCAAUAUACAAUACAGUAUGUAUACAGUAUGAACUGACACAGCAGUUAGUUUAUAGGCUGACUGACACAUCUAUACAGCAUGUAUAUCUACUAACACAGCUGUUUUGACUAUAUACAGUAUACACCAUCAUCAUCAGAACAUUUCCCAGGACAUAGACAUAUCUGAUAUGGGCAGAAAGCUUCAAUUCUUGUUAAUCUAACUGCACUGUCCAAUUUACAGUAGCUAUUACAGUGAAAGAAUACCAUUCUAUUGUUUAAGGAGAGUGCACAGUUAUGAAAUGUAUUAAUAAACCAAUUAGGCACAUUUGGCCAGACUUGAUACAACAUUUUGAACUGAAAUGCAAUGAUUCAUUGGAUCAGUCCCAAAAAAAUGCACAUACACUGCUGCCAUCUAGUGGCCAAAAUCUAAAUAGUGCCUGAACUGGAAUAAUACAUUGUAGCCCAUGUCUGCAAAAAAUCUAAAAUACGAUUGGUAAAUGAGUCUAGCCAGCUAUCUAAACUUGUAGUAAUUAUGUUCUCAUUACCGACCGGGGGCCCCCAUUAAUUUUGUUUGUCACUCUCACUCAGAUAUUAUAUAAAAAACUGCAAAUAUUUCUCUCCACCCUUUGGCAAACUGUGUAGAAUUGCAAGAGAUUAACUCUAUAAUGUUUUAUUUUAUGAAUGUGGGUUCUAUGGGAAACAUAGAACCAGGAAGGGCUCUGUCUGGGAAACAUAGAACCAGGAGGGGCUCUGUCUGGGAAACAUAGAACCAGGAGGGGCUCUGUCUGGGAAACAUAGAACCAGGAAGGGCUCUGUCUGGGAAACAUAGAACCAGGAAGGGCUCUGUCUGGGAAACAUAGAACCAGGAAGGGCUCUGUCUGGGAAACAUAGAACCAGGAAGGGCUCUGUCUGGGAAACAUAGAACCAGGAGGGGCUCUGUCUGGGAAACAUAGAACCAGGAAGGGCUCUGUCUGGGAAACAUAGAACCAGGAAGGGCUCUGUCUGGGAAACAUAGAACCAGGAGGGGCUCUGUCUGGGAAACAUAGAACCAGGAGGGGCUCUGUCUGGGAAACAUAGAACCAGGAGGGGCUCUGUCUGGGAAACAUAGAACCAGGAAGGGCUCUGUCUGGGAAACAUAGAACCAGGAAGGGCUCUGUCUGGGAAACAUAGAACCAGGAAGGGCUCUGUCUGGGAAACAUAGAACCAGGAAGGGCUCUGUCUGGGAAACAUAGAACCAGGAGGGGCUCUGUCUGUGUCUGGAAACCAACUCUUCAUGUGUAAAUACAUUAACUUUAGCUUUAUGUGCUUUUAGGGUUUGUUUUAUGUUAAUAGUAUGUGUGUGUGUUGGUUUUCAAUAACAAUGUUAUGCAGAGAAUGUAUGUGAUGAAUGAUGCCAUGUAAAAACGUGCUUCUUCUGUAACGGGACCUUGAAUGGUUUGGAGGCUGAGGAUGUUUUGAUACAGUUGGUUGACUUGUAAUAAAGAAAGUACUGGAA